Exophiala dermatitidis NIH/UT8656 is the source of this 456-nucleotide messenger RNA. RefSeq lists its product as uncharacterized. Bases 1 to 456 code for a protein of 151 amino acids. NCBI's taxonomy places the organism in Eukaryota, Fungi, Ascomycota, Eurotiomycetes, Chaetothyriales, Herpotrichiellaceae. The record is from RefSeq and is a predicted model, not a curated record. The transcript has a single exon.
AUGUCGGAGUACUUUAACGUCUUCAAAGUCCGAUUCGGCCCUGCAUUGGCAGAUCCCGACGUGGCAGGACCAAGGUACCAUACGGUGAUCUUUGUUGAAACCGGCCUUGAUGGAACAGGCUACAUCCACCAAGUCAUCGGGGAUCUGGUGACUGGAAUGCGAUAUGACAAGAAGCCAACGGACAGACCUGAGAGGUCAGAUACCUUCUUUGACAAGACGCUCCUAGGUCGUGUGGCCAGGUCCAAUUAUCCAGCGGAGGUAGAUAGGGUUUGUCAGGCACAGCCAGCGCCGCCGCGUCAAAAGGCGUUCAAUCGGCAAACAAUGAAGACCGAGCCGAUCAAGUCAAAUGGAUCGUUUUACGGCCCUGGAGAUUCUCGACCUAGAUUGAUCAAAUGCACUGAAUGGACAGAGAAUCAAGCAAUUCCAGCUCUGCGGCGUAACGGGUUGCUUUUAUAA